Molecule: messenger RNA, 4588 nt
Organism: Rhinopithecus roxellana (golden snub-nosed monkey)
Lineage: Eukaryota; Metazoa; Chordata; Mammalia; Primates; Cercopithecidae
Gene: CCDC171
Product: coiled-coil domain containing 171
Exons: 26
Coding region: 403-4410 (1335 amino acids)
Source: RefSeq, a predicted model, not a curated record
UGGGGUCAGGCUUGAGUUGGGUUGACCUGUGAAAGUCUAUGAAGGUCUGCGAGAGAAGCCGAGUGUUUUCAGCUCCGGAAGUGGCAGUUGUAAACUUCACCUCCCGGGGGCUCGUCCCCUCUUGUACCCCUUUGCUCUUUGUCCCCCUCUUCCCGGGUCCUAGAGUCCGUCGUUUUCCUACAGUUUUUGCUCUUAUCCCCGUGGGCUGCCUGAGCCUCCUUCUACCCUUGAGACUUCGAGCGGCUCUUGGGGUCUUGGGUGUGCAGCAUGGAUCACGCGAGACCCUUGAGACCUUAGAUCAUCUAACCUGUAAGCCACAGACAUCUUGGGCAAUUUUAAUCAUCAAGAAAGAAAUAUGUCAUUAAGAAACAGCGGGAUAUUUUGAAAGAGUUGGAAAACAUUAUGAAUUUGAAUACUUUAAGUAAUGGCACUGGUGAUACCCAAAGGUUGAAGAAUGCCUCAUCAGAUGUAAAACAAAUACUUAAAACUGAAACAGAGUUGGAUAUUACUGCUGAUCUCAGGAAGAAACUCCAUCGGGCUAAAAAAGAAAAAUUAGAAAUAACAACCAAACACAAUGCAGAGCUGGCAAGCUAUGAGAGCCAGAUUGCCAAGCUACGGUGCGAGGUUGAAAAGGGAGAAGCAUUGCGACAAAGUCUGGAGUAUGACCUAGCUGUUGCUAGAAAGGAAGCUGGUCUUGGAAGAUGGGCUGCUGAAGAAAGAUUAGCCGAGGCACAUAGGAUCCAAGAAAAGCUCUGUGCACAAAAUUCAGAACUUCAAGCAAAGACAAAUGAAAUUGAGGAAGCAUUUCAGACUUCUCAGCAAAAAUGGAAAGAAGAAUGCAGAAGGUUUGAACAUGAUUUGGAGGAAAGAGACAAUAUGAUCCAAAAUUGCAAUCGAGAAUAUGAUUUACUUAUGAAAGAAAAAAGCAGACUAGAGAAAACUCUACAGGAAGCAUUGGAAAAACAUCAACAGGAGAAGAAUGAGAUGGAGUCUCAUAUCAGGGAGACAGCAUUGGAGGAGUUUAGAUUACAAGAAGAACAAUGGGAAGCAGAAAGAAGAGAAUUACAAUUUAUAGUACAGGAGCAAGAUACUGCUGUGCAAAAUAUGCAUAAGAAAGUAGAAAAAUUAGAAACAGAACAUAUGGACUGCUCUGACCUUUUACGGCGACAAACAAGUGAACUUGAAUUUAGCACUCAACGAGAGGAACGCCUUAGAAAAGAAUUUGAGGCAACUACUCUUAGAGUGAGGAAAUUAGAAGAAAACAUUGAAGCAGAAAGAGCAGCGCAUUUGGAAUCAAAAUUUAAUUCUGAAAUUAUUCAGUUACGGAUUCGAGACCUUGAAGGAGCUUUGCAAGUAGAAAAGGCCAGUCAAGCAGAAGCUGUUGCUGAUUUGGAAAUGAUCAAGAAUGAAUUCAAAGAAGUUGAAAGUGCAUAUGAGCGAGAAAAGCAUAAUGCACAAGAGAGCUCUGCAAAACUAAAUUUAUUAGAAAGAGAGUAUUUCUCCAAAAACAAGAAACUAAAUGAAGAGAUCGAGGAACAGAAGAAAGUAAUUAUAGACCUCUCAAAGAGACUCCAGUAUAAUGAAAAAAGUUGCAGUGAGUUACAGGAAGAACUAGUAAUGGCUAAGAAGCACCAGGCCUUCCUAGUAGAGACAUGUGAAAAUAACGUGAAAGAAUUGGAAUCGAUCUUGGACAGCUUUACUGUGUCGGGCCAGUGGACAUCAGGCAUCCACAAGGACAAAGAUAAACCUCCUAGCUUCUCUGUUGUCCUUGAGACGUUGAGGCGUACCUUGACAGAUUACCAGAACAAGCUGGAAGAUGCAUCUAAUGAGCUAAACAGCAUGAACGAUGCUAGGGAAAAGGCAUGUAAUGAACUUGAUUCUACGAAACAGAAGAUAGACUCUCACACUAAAAAUAUAAAGGAACUUCAGGAUAAACUGGCUGAUGUCAAUAAAGAGUUAAGCCAUUUACGCACUAAAUGUGCAGACCGAGAGGCUUUAAUAAGCACUUUAAAAGUGGAACUACAAAAUGUGCUGCACUGUUGGGAGAAAGAAAAGGCUCAAGCAGCUCAGUCUGAAAGUGAACUGCAGAAGCUUUCUCAGGCUUUCCAUAAGGAUGCUGAGGAGAAGCUAACCUUUCUUCACACCUUGUAUCAGCACUUGGUAGCAGGCUGUGUGCUCAUAAAACAACCAGAAGGCAUGCUGGAUAAAUUCUCUUGGUCUGAGCUUUGUGCAGUCUUACAGGAGAAUGUUGAUGCCCUGAUUGCAGACCUCAACAGGGCUAAUGAGAAGAUAAGCCAUCUAGAGUAUAUCUGUAAAAACAAGUCUGACACGAUGAGAGAGCUUCAGCAGACUCAGGAAGACACCUUUACCAAAGUGGCAGAACAGAUCAAAGCCCAAGAGAGCUGCUGGCACAAACAAAAGAAGGAACUAGAGCUGCAGUAUUCUGAACUCCUCCUGGAGGUGCAGAAGAGGGCACAGAAAUUUCAAGAAAUUGCUGAAAAAAAUAUGGAAAAAUUGAACCAUAUUGAGAAGUCACAUGAACAGUUGGUUCUCGAAAAUUCACACUUCAAAAAACUGUUAUCACAGACUCAAAGGGAACAGACAUCCUUGCUGGCAGCCUGUGCAUUGAUGGCUGGUGCCUUAUAUCCCCUCUAUAGCCGAUCAUGCGCCUUGUCUACACAGAGAGAUUUUCUCCAGGAGCAGGUCAACACCUUUGAGUUGUUCAAAUUGGAAAUUAGAACUCUAGCCCAGGCUUUGUCAACUGUAGAGGAAAAGAAGCAAGAAGAAGCCAAGAUGAAAAAGAAAACAUUCAAAGGAUUGAUACGUAUGUUUCGGAAAGUUGUUAUUGUAGUUUUGGCAGCAAACAGACUCAAGAUUUUGGGCCAAUCAUGUGCCUCUCUUUUUACCUGGAUGGAGAGUUUCAAAGAAGGCAUAGGCAUGUUAGUGUGCACAGGAGAGCCCAAAGACAAGCAUAAAUUUCCAAAACAUCAAAAGGAGCAGUUGCGUUGUUUACAAGCGCUCAAUUGGCUCACCAGUUCUGACCUUCUUGCUGCAAUAAUCAGUUCUAUGACUGAAUUACAAGAUGUCAUUGGUAAAACAGAUCCAAAUUCCAGAAUUUGUGGACAUUUACUCAUAGGUGCAGCCAAGAAUUCUUUUGCAAAACUCAUGGAUAAAAUUAGUCUGGUAAUGGAAUGUAUACCUCUGCACAGUAGCAGGAGUAUUACAUAUGUAGAAAAAGAUUCCCUGGUUCAGAGGCUGGCCCAUGGACUUCAUAAAGUAAACACACUGGCCCUGAAACAUGGUUUGCGUGGCCAUGUGCCCAUUAUGAAAAGCACAGCGUCGUUGCAGAAGCAAAUAUUUGGAUUUACACAAAGACUGCAUGCUGCGGAAGUGGAGCGCCGCUCACUACGCUUGGAGGUCACAGAAUUCAAACGAAGUGUGAAUGAAAUGAAAAAGGAGCUUGACAAAGCCCAGGGUCUGCAAAUGCAAUUAAAUGAAUUUAAGCAAUCUAAAUUGAUCACCCAUGAGAAGUUUGAAAGUGCAUGUGAAGAACUAAAUAAUGCAUUACUUCGGGAACAGCAGGCACAAAUGCUAUUGAAUGAACAGGCACAACAACUACAGGAAUUGAAUUAUAGACUUGAAUUGCACUCCAGUGAGGAAGCUGACAAAAACCAAACUCUUGGAGAAGCUGUUAAGAGUCUCUCCGAGGCAAAGAUGGAGCUGAGAAGAAAAGAUCAAUCUCUGCGUCAGCUCAAUAGACAUCUUACCCAGCUGGAGCAGGACAAGCGUCGACUAGAGGAGAACAUCCAUGAUGCAGAGAGUGCCCUCCGCAUGGCAGCCAAAGACAAAGAAUGUGUUGCAAAUCACAUGAGAGCAGUAGAAAAUACGCUUCACAAGGUCAGAGAUCAGAUCUCGCUGUCAUGGUCUGCGGCAAGUAGGAAUGACUUCACCCUGCAGCUACCCAAACUGCACCUGGAGACCUUUGCAAUGGAGGGGCUCAAGGGCGGGCCAGAGGUGAUAGCAUGCCAGGCUAUGAUUAAAAGUUUCAUGGAUGUCUACCAGCUUGCAAGCACUAGAAUCAUAACAUUAGAGAAGGAAAUGACAUCUCAUCGAAGUCACAUCGCGGCCUUGAAAUCAGAACUUCACACAGCUUGUUUACGUGAAAAUGCAAGUUUACAAUCAAUAGGAUCACGAGACCAUUCAAAUCUCUCCAUUCCUUCAAGAGCUCCUCUUCCUGCUGACACAACUGGUAUUGGGGAUUUCUUACCAUUGAAAGCUGAACUUGAUACAACUUACACUUUCUUAAAGGAGACAUUUAUAAAUACUGUUCCCCAUGCUCUGACAUCAUCUCACUCCUCUCCAGUGACUAUGUCUGCUAAUGCCAACAGACCAACUCAGAUUGGAUUAUGACUUCAUGAAAUUUAAAAAUGGAGGAAGAGUUAACAGUACAAUUAAAAUUGUUUUGAAUGGGAAUUUUCUUAUCAGUUGACUUUUGUUUCAGCAGAAGUGGCAGUGGAUUUAAAAAAUUUGUGUGAUAUCUUGAUGUAUUCUGGUAGCUCUGUCUCCUUGAAUAAUGAAAUAGCCAACU